Notolabrus celidotus (New Zealand spotty) is the source of this 3523-nucleotide messenger RNA. RefSeq names its product transforming growth factor beta receptor-like (gene tgfbr2l). Gene Ontology annotation, biological process: protein phosphorylation; heart development; transforming growth factor beta receptor signaling pathway. The record is from RefSeq and is a predicted model, not a curated record. Lineage: Eukaryota; Metazoa; Chordata; Actinopteri; Labriformes; Labridae. Gene Ontology annotation, cellular component: signaling receptor complex; plasma membrane. Gene Ontology annotation, molecular function: activin receptor activity; transforming growth factor beta receptor activity, type II; SMAD binding.
CCCACAGACACACAGACCGAACAGCGGACGGACUAACCGAGCUCCCGUGUUCUCCGGCUGACCCCCCCGCACAAUGAUGUCUCGGUUCCGGAUCUUUUGGACCGGGGUGCUGGUCCUCCUCUCAGUCCUCCUGUUGUUGUCCCACGCCUUCAGCCACAUGAGCACCAACCUGUGUAGGUGGUGCGAGUCAUCCAGUCCGUUGUGUAAAGACAGCGUCUGCAUGAGUAACUGCUCCCUGUCCUCCUUCUGCAGCGUAAGUGAGGAGAUCUGCAUCGCUAUAUGGAGAAAGACCAACGACACAAUGACGGUUCACACCAUGUGUCAUGACCCAUCCCUGCCACUAGAGGGCGUUGACCCAGCACUGCUGCGUAACUUCACCUCCAAAGAGUGUCACAUGUUCCCACAGCCUGCUGAAGAUGGGGACAUGAUGGUGUGUGGCUGCCAAGAGCAGGAGUGCAACGACAAGCUCAUCUUUGACAAGGGAGCCAACGGAUUCUCUAAACUGCAGAGUAAAGACGUGAUCCCGGUGGUCGUGGUCAGUUGUCCUCCCAUCCUGGUUGCCAUGGUUGCCACAGCCGCCUUCUACUUUUACCGCACACGGCGGCCGGACAAACCCGGCCCUUCUGCACGCCCUCACUGGCCAACCAAACGCACCCAGGACCUCUACCAGGCCUUCGACCUGCCGUGUGGAGGAGGAGGAGGCAUGAACGGUCCUGGGACUGAAAUGGAGGAGUCUAACGCCAAGGUGCCCAACAACGACAACAUCAGUGACAUGACAGCCUGGCAGAUGUCUGAACCACUGCCCAUCAAGCUGGAGGCUCUGGUGGGGAAGGGGCGCUUCGCAGAAGUGUGGAGGGGAUGCCUUCUGGAGGGGGUGAAGGGCGGAGUCAGCAGCUAUGAAACGGUGGCGGUGAAAGUGUUUCCCGCCGUAGAGUAUGCCUCCUGGAGAAACGAGUGCUCCAUCUACUCAGACCCCAAACUGGAGCAUGACAAUGUGGUGCGAUUCUUUGCAGCUGUAGAGAGGGGCCCACCUGGCCACGCACUCAGGAAGUACUGGUUGGUUUUGGCCUAUCACAGCUUAGGGAACCUGCAGGACUUCCUCACCGCAAACAUCCUGACCUGGAAGGAACUCAUUGUCAUUGCUGGGAGCAUUGCUAGAGGAUUAGCUCAUCUCCACAGUGACACAACUCCCAGUGGGGUUCCAAAGGUUCCAGUUGCUCAUCGGGACCUGAAGAGCAGUAACAUCGUGGUGAAGAACAGGAGGGAGUGCGCUCUGUGUGACUUUGGUCUGGCGUUACGAUUGGACCUCUCCUUGACGGCUGAUGACUUCGCCAACAGUGGACAGGUGGGAACGGCUCGCUACAUGGCUCCUGAGGUCCUCGAGUCCAGGGUGAACCUGGAAGACCUUGAGGCCUUUAAACAGAUGGAUGUUUACUCCAUGGCUCUGGUCCUCUGGGAGAUGGCUUCUCGCUGUCAGGCCAUCGGUGAGGUGAAGAGCUAUGAGCCGGCGUUUGGCUCCAAGGUCUGUGAGCAGCCCUGUGUGGACAGCAUGAGAGACCUGGUGCUGAGGGACCGAGGACGGCCGGACAUCCCCUCAGCGUGGAUGGAGCAUCAGGGGAUGAGCGUCUUCUGCUCCACCGUUACUGAGUGCUGGGAUCACGACCCGGAGGCCCGACUGACAGCCCACUGUGUGGUGGAGCGCUUCAACGUCCUACAGCAGGAGGAGGAGGAGGGAGGAGUGCAGGAGGAUGACGAAGAGGAAGAAGAUCUGAGGUUAGACACUAACACAGAGGGGAACGGGGAGAUGGAAAAGGACUCAGGAACUCCAGACAGGAAUCAGAGUCCUUCCUUCAGCACUGCUGCUUCGUCGCCUUCGCCCUCUUCCUCUUUGCAGACUCCUCUACAAGACUCAGAUAGAGGAGGCCCAGAGGUUUCCCAUGAUUCUCUGGUGCACACUGGUUCUGUGGUGUAAACAGUGGACCCCGUCGAACCAUCCUGUUGCUGGCUGUGUUACACGUCUGUGUGAUCGCUUCAGUGUUUCCAAAGGGACAAUAAGUGACUCUAAGUGGCCCUCAGACUUAUCUUUGGAGGGGAAUAAUGCGAUACCACGAAGCUGACCCCUCUUAAUGGAGUGUACCACUUCUAGCUACACUGGCAACAAGUUUGUCGCACAACUCAGACUGAAUAUUUUCAAAAUAAGGGACCGAUUUCCAGGAAAUUGUGCAGAGACGCUCCUGGACCCUGGAUAGUGAUCAUGACUGACUUUGGUGAUCCCCUGACCUCAGCUCCAGUGACACCAGCACGAUAACUAAAAGGCCUAAACCCCAAACCUAAAACCUAAAACCUAAGUUGUACAAAGCAUGCAUACACCACAGGCUCUGUGUCGCUUCAGAGUAGUAAACUCUGUGCGGAGGGCAACCUGUAACCCUGUAACACCUCUGCAGUCAUUGAAGAAUGAUUUCACAUCAAUGAAUGUCUGCAUAAAGACAGAUAUCUUGCAUGCAAGUGUCACUAAUAAUCAACUGGGAGAGGUCUUUACUCCAUUCUCACUUUGCAAGUCUCUGUCUGACUGAAGUCAAAGGUGAUGCAUGAAAACAGGAAGUCCUUGAUAGCUACUUGCUGAACACCUGAAGCCCGGAAAAGGUGCUCAUCGCUCCGAGGCAUUAACCUUUGUUAGAUGGUAAUCAAUGGGAUCAAGGUUGUUGAGCCCAUUUUAGGAAGUUCUUAAAGCCAACGUAAAGAAACGUCAGAGAAUCACCAAACUCUGUUCAGUGCAUCCUCUGGGGGACAUGACCGUCAUGAACCACAGUCCCUAACACUAUCUGACCACAGCAGGAGUAUUUCAGUCUGAUCCAUCACCGUCCCUUUAGCAACGCACGGCUAUUAAGAUAACACCGGUGAUAAUCUGGCUGCACGAUCCGCCAUCACACAGAUACAGGAAGAACUUUGGUUUCUUCUGAGACGUUCUGAACGUUUAACCUGAAGACCCGAGAGGACAGAACCAACCGGAACGUGACACUUCAGUCAGACGUGAGACGGAGAAACAGAAAUCUUCAGAGCAUCAGUCGGAGUUCUGCAGGCAGAGAUGAACAUUUAACUUUUGUUGUCUGAGGAUUUUCAUUUGUUGGAGCUGGUCUCCGUUAUUUUCUAAUUGCUACUGUUUGCUUUUUUCCUGUAACCGACUUCUCUGAGUAAACAGAGGAGAGCUUCCCGUCCUGUGAAAUGUGUUUGUCUGACCAGUCCUUGGAUCCAUUGAGUUUUCCUUUUUUAAUGAUAAGGUCAGCCUUAUGGGUCGUGUACUCAAACAUGCACUUAACUUUAUUCAGUGUUGAUGAAAAGAUGCCAAAACUGGAAAAGCCUUCCAAAGAACUGAUAAUCUGAAAGGCUGAGGAUCCAGAGACCAGAAAUAUUUUUCCAACCAGCGUGAAACACAAACACUGAAAACCACUAAGAGAUGGAAAACUCAGAGACUCAAAUGUUUGUUUUUCAUUUUGUAAUAAAGUUUGUUUUCUGUUUUCGAUGA